Messenger RNA from Nezara viridula (southern green stink bug), 1386 nucleotides. The record is from the annotation of a GenBank genome assembly. NCBI's taxonomy places the organism in Eukaryota, Metazoa, Arthropoda, Insecta, Hemiptera, Pentatomidae.
AUGAGCUCCUCUAGGUUAGUUAGGGGUGCUAAAACCCGGAUGUUCGCUAUAGUUUGUUUAAUUUGUGUUCUUGGUGCUGUUGUUUUUGUUUUUCAUGGCACGCAAUCAAAAUUAGCUGAAGUGCAAAAGCUAGUCAAUAGUUGUAAUCAGCAACAAGAAUCAUUGUCAGCACAACUGCAAGUAAUAUUUGAAUACAAAGUAAGGCUAGAAAAGUCUCUAACAAAAGAAAAAGAGGAUCAUAAAUUAACAAAAGAAACACUUGAAGGAAAGCUAGCCGAAGAACGAAAAGUUAGAGAUAAAGAAAGUCUCGAAUCUAAGAACAAAUAUGACGCAUUAGUUCAACAGAAUAAGUUUUUACAGACCCAGCUUGAUGAUUUGAAAGAAAAUGAAAAAACUCAAGUUUUUAAACUGAGCGAAGAAGCUGAAGAUUUAAAAAAGGAGUUGGAAACAUUAAAGAAGGAAAAUAAAGAAUUAAUUAAAAAGAAGGAUGGUGAUUUCGAAAAAUUAAAGAGUGAAUACCUACAACAGCAAGAUGAUAUUAAUAAAUUAACGCAAGAAAAGGAAGAUCUUAAAAAUAAUAUAAUGCCCAAAAAUAGUCAUUUGGAUCAUUUAGAUAAAGAGAACUACCAGCUUAAAGAAGAAAUGGAAAAGUUAAAGACGAAGUUGUCAGAAUGUGAAGAUACCAAACUGGUACAAAAAAAAGAAGCAGAACCACAACCUGAUACCAAUGUUGGAGUCAUGCCCAAGAUAAUCUAUAGUGGACAAAAAAUUAAUGGUUCGACUACUCCGGGAUUGAAUCCUGAUGCACUCAACAAUUAUGAAGUGUCUUCAACAAAGCCUAUUAAAGAAUCUGAGGUUGCUAUCAAGAAAAAACCUGAUGAUCAAGUUGCUCAACCGCCCAAAAGACCUACUCAGGAAAGUGUGAGGCCUCUGGCACUCCCUGGGCAGCAGCAGCAGGAGCCAGGCCAAUCGGAAUUUGGACAGAUACCCGUGCCAGGUGGACAUGAUCCUUUGGGGAACACGCUCCAUAAACCAAACACCGGUGAAAAUCAAGAUGCUCAGCUCGGCGGUCCUCCAAUGAACAAUGGAGGGCAAGGAGAACCAGACGUAGGUCAGCCAAGGAUGUUUGCUCCUCCUCCUCCAGAUAACAGGGAUGAAGAUAAUAACUUCUUAAAACCAGGUGAAAUACCCAGGAUAAAAAAUGGAGAAAAUUACCAUGGAGCUGAUUAUGAGAGAGAACAACCAGAUGAUGAAGAAGAUGAUGAAGGAGAACAACUUGACUAUGAGGCGGAAAGAAACAAAAAGGAACAAAAGAAUGUCUUACAGCAACCUGUUAAAAUGAUCCCUAACAACCAUGAGGGUGGAGUGAUGGUGAACCCUAAGUAA